Medioppia subpectinata is the source of this 4047-nucleotide messenger RNA. The record is from the annotation of a GenBank genome assembly. NCBI's taxonomy places the organism in Eukaryota, Metazoa, Arthropoda, Arachnida, Sarcoptiformes, Oppiidae.
GAAACUUAUUUUUACGUUUAAAACUUCUCCUCUCUCUCCUCUCCUUUUUUGACCGAAACUUCCGCAUUGUUUUUGCGCUAAUAUUGAAUACUAUGUUAAUUGAAUGAGAAAAGUGAUCUAGUUUAACCAACAAAUAAUAUUACAUAGUGUGCAAUCAUGCAAUCAUUAUGGGAUGUGGUGUUUGCGAUCGUAAACUUUUAUCUGAUAAUUGUGUGCGUCUGCUGUCACCCAACACCAGGUCUCCUAUGCUAUGGACCGCUUCCUGGCGUUCAAUACAAAUACGGCUAUAAAAGCGAAACCAUUAUGAAUAACAACGACUACAGAGAGCCGACCGGUUUCGGUGUCCACUCCGUGAUCGCCGUCGAGAACGUAUGGCAGGACUCCAGCGGUUAUCUCCUGUCGGUGACCAUCGAGUCGUGUCAGUUCAAGUCCAGAACCGGCGCCAAGUUUGGUGACGGCAAUGCCAUCAACGACUGGAAUCACCCCCUCUUCGCUCACAUCGACAGCACCGGUGAUGUCAAGCGAGUGGUUGUCCAUCAGUCCGAGACGACCACCGCUUCCAAUCUCAAGAAGUCAUUGUUGGAACACUUGAGGGCCAAAGAACCCGAAAAGUCAUCAUAUGAAUGGACGAGAGAUGGGCUGACAAUCAAUAAGAAGUCAUUCACAACAAACACUGACUAUAAAUCAAUUUUGUCGCCCGAUAUGUCGGACGAGUGGCAAAUGUCCGCUCAGUUGGCCAGCGAUCACCCGAUGGUCGAGAGCGCCAACGGCUGGCAAAACAUCACUUUGCAGUCAAGAAUCUAUUCCUCCGCGCAUUCAAAACUUCAUAAUAGUUUUUCACUCAAAUUAUUGUCCGAAUCUAAGUCUUCUACCGAAAAGAUUACCGCAAACUCAGUGUCGGAUAUUAUUAAAAGUUUAGGCGAUAAUUACAUAAACAUUGAGACAAUUCUUCGACCAGAGAUGGAAACGUGUCAUAACUGUCAGACACUACAAAAUGCCAUCAAAGACAACGAAGCGUCCCUCAAAGGCGAGGCCAUUGCGUCCAUUCCGAUGACAAUUUCGUAUCUCAAACUCAUCGAUCGGGUCCGGAGUGGAGGUCCCGGAGCUUCAAAAGAAGAUAUGAUUAAAUUACUUAAGAGUUACAAAAAGAAGAAGGAUAUCGUCUCAUCUAUUCUCGACAUUUUGGCCGGGUCGCGAACCGAACAGUCAGUGGCCACGGCUUUAGAGUACUUGAAUUUACCGAAGAGUGAAGACUUGGACUUCGGGGAGAGAUUUUUAGUACAAUUGGCCACUUCUGUGAUGACAGCGUCGCAAAUGCAGUCCAUCUCUUCGGCCACCGUAUCGGCCGAUGAAGUGAUGGCAGAAAUACUCAAACAAACUCAGGUCAAGAACUGGAAGAACGAGAAACUGAAACAAACGGCUUUUUUAAUACUGGCCACACUUCUCAGAGCACACGUUUACGACCACAAGAAUAAUGGCCACAAAAAUACUGAAAUAAUCACAAAAGUUAUAAAACAAUUGACAACAGAAUUGGAUUCGUGUAAAGAGACCGACUGUCGAGUGGUAUUUCUUCACGCCAUCGGCAACACAGGACUCAUCAGAGAUGGUGUCUAUCAGGCGAUUAAAAAGCACUCACUUAUUGGUAAACGAGAAUCGAUAGCCGCGAUGAAGGCUCUGCGCGAAUGUCUGGAGUGGUCGGGAACUAAUGACAAACUGACGCCUCGGUUGAGGCAUUUGUUGUUGCGAGUGGUCUACGAUCCCGAACAGGAGACCACUUCCCGAAUGAUUGCCGCAGAACUCAUCUCAAUAUAUCUCAACGACGAGAAGACCACUAAAGAGCUCAUCAAACACUUACCCUCUUUUGAUGGGCUGACAAUCAAUAAGAAGUCAUUCACAACAAACACUGACUAUAAAUCAAUUUUGUCGCCCGAUAUGUCGGACGAGUGGCAAAUGUCCGCUCAGUUGGCCAGCGAUCACCCGAUGGUCGAGAGCGCCAACGGCUGGCAAAACAUCACUUUGCAGUCAAGAAUCUAUUCCUCCGCGCAUUCAAAACUUCAUAAUAGUUUUUCACUCAAAUUAUUGUCCGAAUCUAAGUCUUCUACCGAAAAGAUUACCGCAAACUCAGUGUCGGAUAUUAUUAAAAGUUUAGGCGAUAAUUACAUAAACAUUGAGACAAUUCUUCGACCAGAGAUGGAAACGUGUCAUAACUGUCAGACACUACAAAAUGCCAUCAAAGACAACGAAGCGUCCCUCAAAGGCGAGGCCAUUGCGUCCAUUCCGAUGACAAUUUCGUAUCUCAAACUCAUCGAUCGGGUCCGGAGUGGAGGUCCCGGAGCUUCAAAAGAAGAUAUGAUUAAAUUACUUAAGAGUUACAAAAAGAAGAAGGAUAUCGUCUCAUCCAUUCUCGACAUUUUGGCCGGGUCGCGAACCGAGCAGUCAGUGGCCACGGCUUUAGAGUACCUGAAUUUACCGAAGAGUGAAGACUUGGACUUCGGUGAGAGAUUUUUAGUACAAUUGGCCACUUCUGUGAUGACAGCGUCGCAAAUGCAGUCCAUCUCUUCGGCCACAGUAUCGGCCGAUGAAGUGAUGGCAGAAAUACUCAAACAAACUCAGGUCAAGAACUGGAAGAACGAGAAACUGAAACAAACGGCUUUUCUAAUACUGGCCACACUUCUCAGAGCACACGUUUACGACCACAAGAAUAAUGGACACAAAAAUACCGAAAUAAUUACAAAAGUUAUAAAACAAUUGACAACAGAAUUGGAUUCGUGUAAAGAGACCGACUGUCGAGUGGUAUUCCUUCACGCCAUCGGCAACACAGGACUCAUCAGAGAUGGUGUCUAUCAGGCGAUUAAAAAGCACUCACUUAUUGGUAAACGAGAAUCGAUAGCCGCGAUGAAGGCUCUGCGCGAGUGUCUGGAGUGGUCGGGAACUAAUGACAAACUGACGCCUCGGUUGAGGCAUUUGUUGUUGCGAGUGGUCUACGAUCCCGAACAGGAGACCACUUCCCGAAUGAUUGCCGCAGAACUCAUCUCAAUAUAUCUCAACGACGAGAAGACCACUAAAGAGCUCAUUAAACACUUACCCUCUUUUGGGAACAACGAGUUGGCGACCAUCAUCUGGAACCGGGCCUUCUCUUCGGCACCAUUGAUACCGAUGGCUCACCACAACUGGCACUUGCAUUCAACCACUUUCAACGGCUCUUCGGCGUCAUUCACACGAGUAAUGGGCGGAACGAAGAGUACGAACGCUUCCUAUAGAAUACUUAUGGAACUCUUGAAUAAAGGAAAGCUAUUGAAAGAGUCGGCCUUUGAUGUCGAGCUCUCGUCACCCAAUGGUUACUCUCAGCACUUGAUUACAGUCGGAAUGUUUGCCAGAGGUUUACAAUCGUUUGCGGGAGACGCAGAGGCGGAGACCGCUUCCAACGAUGUGGAAGAAGAGCAAACAAUGGCCGGAAUGUCUCUUAGGAUAAUGAACGUACAGUUAAGGCCCUUCACGUUCUUCACGGGCACCGGAGAGUUGAUGGGACACGUCUGGUCGGGAACGGCGUCCGAACCCACGACUGUAUUUCAGGGAAAUUUCUUAUUAGGCGACUACUGGUCGACACAUCCGUUGAUCAACGGUUUGAUUGUCGAACAAAGUCUUAGAGGAAUCUUAUCAUUAGAUCUAAGCGGAGAAAUACAGAUCUCUUUGUGGAACAGAAACUCUCAUUCUGUGGUUCACACCAAAGGAUCGCUUCUAUUCCAGGGCUCGCAGACUGUCCUCACGUCUGACCGAAAGACUUCCGCUUCGAAACAGUUCUCGUUUGGAGGAAACACUCGAUUGGAUUUCAUUACAGAUCUAGACUUUUAUUCGUCUCCUUUCAAGAUGUGUAUGCAAAUCGAUAGACCGGAGUUUACCUUCAGACACAAUACCCGAAAGUACGAGAGAGUGAACAGUGAGAACCUUCACAAACGUAUUCACCGCCGUAUGUAUAGCAUACCCGCCAAGUCUUAUGCCAUGCAUCGCGACAACAACCAAAUGUGCGCUCUUAUGAACAGUGAAUGA